AUGAUUCCAGCUAAAUGGAUUCCCUUAGAAAAGAAGUUGUUAGAUAUAAGGAACAAGAAAAUUGUACGACUGGUAGAUAUAAUGAAGAUUGAUUCGGAAAACAGUCACCCUAUUCAAGAUGAAGAACAAAUCAAAUUAUUCCUGAAGUACCACCAUGAAAAGGGGGGUUUGAUCUUCUUUGACGAAGAAAAGCUUCACGAGUUUGUUGUUCUUGAUCCACAAUUUCUAAUUGAUGCAUUUAAAUGCAUCAUCACGUCUCAACGUUUCUAUAGAUGGAAGCCAGAUCUCAAAGAUCUUGGUGAAAAGCUCAUGAACAGUGGUAUUCUUGAAAUGGAUCUUUUGGAUGAAAUAUGGGGAAAUGACGAAACAAGUCAAUUCUACAGCUUUAAGGAUGUUCUAUUGGCAUUCAUGCAAAGACUAAGAAUAUUGGCAGAGAUGAAGGACGUCACUGACACUACAAGAGCAGAACAUGUGGAGAGAACUUUCCUGGUUCCAAGUCUUCUGAAGGGACAAGCUGAUGAAAAAGUGAUGGACGCAUUUCUUCCUCCCUGUAAAAGGAAGUCGAACAUUUCGCUUAUUUUAAAAUUAGAGAACAUCUCAGUUUUGCCACUCAUAUAUCAAAGAGUCACGACUGCAGCACUUGCAAAAUGGCCGCCAAUUUAUUUUCCUGACAGGAAUCCACUGUUAUUCCGAGGUAUCGGUGUGUUCUUGUUGAAUUAUCAGCAUGCCGGUUUGAUAGCUGUACACAGUGGUGGCUUAGAGAUGGCGGUGGUCAAUUUGUGCCCCGAAGGUCCAGUGGAUGCAGCAGUUUGUGAUCAGUUUCGGAGAUACAUCGAGAUGGUUGUAUUGCAUGAGUUUGAAAAAUUUUCAAGUGGUUCAGAAAAAGAUCUUUAUGAAUACUAUUUACAAUGCAACCAUUCUGAACACGGGCGUAAAGGCAGCCGAAAUGUGCAUGACUUAAAGAAAGUCAAGUGUUGCCAAGAGGUGUGUUGCCCAGAUUAUGGCCAUCACGUUGUGAAUUUGAGGGAAAGCAUCGGCCAGUGGUUUAAGAAAGAAAAUGUGUUGCCAGAUGACGAUAUACCAGAUCGAGAACUUACAGACAAAGCGCUUAGUAAAAUAGCGCAGGCAAUUGGGAAAAACUGGAAAUUACUUGGAAUCGAUCUUGGGCUCGGGCAAGAUGAUGUUGAUCGUUGCGAAAUAGAUAACCUUACUUCAGGAGUCAAAACUACAAUUUAUUACAUUCUGAAAGAAUGGAGGACAAGAUAUCCCGAGCAAAAUUCAAUGAAAUUUUUGAUCAGACAGAUGAAGGAAUGUGAGGGACUCACGGUAAACUGGGACAAAAUCAACAACAUAAUCGACAACUUCUGA
Molecule: messenger RNA, 1368 nt
Organism: Mercenaria mercenaria
Lineage: Eukaryota; Metazoa; Mollusca; Bivalvia; Venerida; Veneridae
Exons: 1
Coding region: 1-1368 (455 amino acids)
Biological process (GO): signal transduction
Molecular function (GO): protein binding
Source: RefSeq, a predicted model, not a curated record